This is a messenger RNA of Leptopilina boulardi, 4291 nucleotides long. Its product is annotated as mucin-2-like. Bases 168 to 3227 code for a protein of 1019 amino acids. Lineage: Eukaryota; Metazoa; Arthropoda; Insecta; Hymenoptera; Figitidae. The transcript has 3 exons. The record is from RefSeq and is a predicted model, not a curated record.
UUAGUUCAUUAUCAGAGGUGUUAGUGUGCGCUUCCAUAAAUUUCCGGCAGUAAUUGUCAAAAUUUUAAAUAUUAUUCAUUUAAAAAAUUAGGAUAAUUUCAUGAACAUUAACAUAUUUUAUAUAUAUAUAAAUUUUAAAUUCAUAAGUUUUCUUGUUCAUCAAUAUCAUGAUGUUAAAACAAAGAUAUAGUUUAAAAGAAAAAAUAUUUCUUGGUAUUUUAUUAUUCACACUAUUUAAUCAAGGUUCCUGUUUAAAAUGUUAUGUUUGUAGUAUUGACGAGACAGGAAAUUGUAAGGAAACAAAGGAAGUAUGUGCAGUUCCAUCAACAACAAUGGAACCAAGUACUACAACCACGGAACCAACUACAACGGAACAAAGUACUACAACAACGGAACCAACUACCACUACUACGGAACCCACUACUACAACAACUGAACCAACUACAACAACCACGGAACCAACUACAACUACAACGGAACCAAGUACUACAACAACGGAGCCAACGACAACUACAACGGAACCAAGUACUACAACAACGGAACCAACUACCACUACUACGGAACCAAGUACUACAACCACGGAACCAACUACAACUACAACGGAACCAAGUACUACAACAGCGGAACCAACUACAACUACAACCGAAGCAAGUACUACAAUCACGGAACCAACUACAACUACAACGGAAACAACUACCACUACUAUGGAACCAACUACAACUACAACCGAACCAAGUACAACUACAACCGAAGCAAGUACUACAACCACGGAACCAACUACAACUACAACGGAACAAAGUACUACAACAACGGAACCAACUACCACUACUACGGAACCCACUACUACAACAAGUGAACCAACUACAACAACCACGGAACCAACUACAACUACAACGGAACCAAGUACUACAACAACGGAGCCAACGACAACUACAACGGAACCAAGUACUACAACAACGGAACCAACUACCACUACUACGGAACCAAGUACUACAACCACGGAACCAACUACAACUACAACGGAACCAAGUACUACAACAGCGGAACCAACUACAACUACAACCGAAGCAAGUACUACAACCACGGAACCAACUACAACGGAACAAAGUACUACAACAACGGAACCAACUACCACUACUACGGAACCCACUACUACAACAAGUGAACCAACUACAACAACCACGGAACCAACUACAACGGAACCAAGUACUACAACAACGGAGCCAACGACAACUACAACGGAACCAAGUACUACAACAACGGAACCAACUACCACUACUACCGAACCAAGUACUACAACCACGGAACCAACUACAACUACAACGGAACCAAGUACUACAACAGCGGAACCAACUACAACUACAACCGAAGCAAGUACUACAACCACGGAACCAACUACAACUACAACGGAACCAACUACAACUACAACGGAACCAAGUACUACAACAGCGGAACCAACUACAACUACAACCGAAGCAAGUACUACAACCACGGAACCAACUACAACUACUACCGAACCAAGUACUACAACAACAGAACCAACUACCACUACUACGGAACCAAGUACUACAACAACGGAACCAACUACCACUACUACGGAACCAAGUACUACAACAACGGAAGCAACUACAACUACAACGGAACCAAGUACUACAACAACGGAACCAACUACAACAACUUUAGAACCAAGUACUACAACAACGGAACCAACUACAACAACUUUAGAACCAAGUACAACAACUGAACCAACUACCACUACUACGGAACCAAGUACAACUACAACCGAACCAAGUACUACAACAACUUUAGAACCAACUACAACAACCACGGAACCAACUACAACUACAACGGAACCAAGUACUACAACAACGGAGCCAACGACAACUACAACGGAACCAAGUACUACAACAACGGAACCAACUACCACUACUACGGAACCAAGUACUACAACCACGGAACCAACUACAACUACAACGGAACCAAGUACUACAACAACGGAACCAACUACCACUACUACGGAACCAAGUACAACUACAACCGAACCAAGUACUACAACAACUUUAGAACCAACUACAACAACCACGGAACCAACUACAACUACAACGGAACCAAGUACUACAACAACGGAGCCAACGACAACUACAACGGAACCAAGUACUACAACAACGGAACCAACUACCACUACUACGGAACCAACUACAACUACAACGGAACCAAGUACUACAACAGCGGAACCAACUACAACUACAACCGAAGCUAGUACUACAACCACGGAACCAACUACAACUACAACUACAACGGAACCAUCUACAACUACAACGGAACCAAGUACUACAACAGCGGAACCAACUACAACUACAAGCGAAUCAAGUACUACAACCACGGAACAAACUACAACUACUACGGAACCCACUACUACAACAACUGAACCAAGUACUACAACAACGGAACCAACUACAACAACGGAACCAACUACAACAACAUUAGAACCAAGUACAACAACAUUAGAACCAAGUACAACAACUAAACCAACUACCAUUACUACGGAACCCACUACUACAACAACGGAACCAAGUACUACAACAACGGAACCAACUACAACAACUUUAGAACCAAGUACUACAACAACUUUAGAACCAACUACAACAACCACGGAACCAAGUACUACAACAACGGAGCCAACGACAACUACAACGGAACCAAGUACUACAACAACGGAACCAACUACCACUACUACGGAACCAAGUACUACAACAACGGAGCCAACUACAACUACAACGGAAACAACUACCACUACUACGGAACCAACUACAACUACAACCGAACCAAGUACUACAACAACUUUAGAACCAACUACAACAACCACGGAACCAACUACAACUACAACGGAACCAAGUACUACAACAACGGAACCAACUACCACUACUACGGAACCAAGUACAACAACAACUGAACCAAGUAUUACUACUACUGCUAUGAACCGUCAAAGUAGUUUUGUUCGAUCCAUAUUUCGGGCAAAGGAUGGUUUUGCCUGUUACACAAUUUAUGACAACAAUAAGAAAGUUAUAAAAAAAGGAUGUGCCCAAGAAACGGAACCACCAAAAUGUAACGAGUCAAAUAAAGAUUUCUGUAAGCAAUGUGACGAAGAUGGAUGCAAUUCCUCUGAAACUGUAAUGAAGAUUAGUUUAAUAUCAAUUCUAGUCCCACUUUUGUUUAUAGUUAUUUAAUAUUAAUUGUAGGUAGAAUAGAAAUAAUUAUAUUUACAUUAAAUAAAUAUUUUUUUUAAGAAAACACUUUCUACAACGAAAUAAUAAAAAGAACAAAAAAAAAAUAGUAAAAGCAUAUGAAAAAACACCAACUCUUGGGCUUGGCAGAAAAUACUAUGGGUUAAUUGUCGAGGUGUUAAUCAUUAACGGCAUUAGAAGCACAGUAUUGUCAAAAAUAAAAAAAAUUGUCAUAUUAAUUAAUUCAUUAUACAUGUGUAGCAUAUGUUCUGAUAUAAAACGCAAAUUGAUAAUUAUAUUCAAAUUUCUAACUCUGGCGGGAAUCGAACACCUUAAUCUCUAACGUACUGAAGUUCGAUUCACUAACCACUAUUCUACACGCUGACAUGUGAAUGUAAAAGGAAAUACAUUUUGAUAAGCUAUGCCUGAGAAAACUGAAAAUGUAUAUAUGCCAAAGUAAUGUAAAUAAACAAUGUAUUAAUUACGUAUUAAUAAUUAAUAACACAAAAUAAAAAAAUUUAAUUUUUUAAAAACCUAUUAACAAUAUUAUUAAUAUAAUAUUAUUCAUUACCGCAUUACCGCUUAUAAAAAAUUAAAUUUUUACUAAAAUUCAUAAAGAAAUUAAAUCUAUAAAAAUUGUUUAAUAACUUAUAUAAGACAAAAAUAUUCUUCAAAUACGUGAACAUUAUUUCUGAAUACAAUAAUUGCGUGACAAAAAAAAAAGUUUAUGUAAAUUCACAAGAUAUUUUGCGAAUUUUUAACCUAUAGGUAACUUGAAAUUUUAAAGAAUUUUUUUUUAAUUAACAAGUCCCCAGAACAAAACAUGCUGCGUAUCUAAAAUUUAAGAGUCUUGAACUCAACACUAAAAAAAUUCAUGUUUCACCAGAUUCUAAAGAACGUUUGAAAAAUAUUAAAUGUUGAUUAGACGUCCACGUGUCAUAGUAAACUUUCUAUAAGGAUUCGGUGAUCAAAAUGACUGCAUGUUCAUGUAUAGCUUUAUUAUUACUUAUCAUAUAAAUUAUGUAUUUAUUGCUAAAUAAAUUUAAUAUUUGAUUCAUUUAAGUCAA